AUGAAUUAUGACCAAUUACAAUUAUUAUUACCUACAUUAUCAACAGUAAAUUUGACGAAUGAUAAUGUUGAUCAUGAUGAUCAUGAAAAUUGUUUAAAUCGCAAAUUUCUAAAUGAUUUUGAUAUGAAUUUAAAUGAAAAUAGUAUUGUAGUAACUGAACCAGUACAAAUUACUGAUCGAUCAUUUUCAAAUCAAUCGAUUACAAAUGAUUAUAAAGUUAAUUUGUUAACAUCUAGUGAAUGUCUUUCUUCUUCUUUAGAAAAUCAAAAAUUAGAUGAUUUACAACAUAAUACUAUUCUUUAUAAUGGUAGUUAUAUUAAUUUAGAUAAUGGUAAUUUUCCAAUUCGUUCACAUUCAUUUUUUCACUUACGCCAAUUAGAUUCCCUUAGUUCAAAUGGAUCUCAUUCUAAACCUGAUACAGAUAUAUUAUAUCCUAUGAAUGGUUCAUUCAAUCAAUUAGCUAUUCGUGUUUCAUCAUCACCUAUGUCAAUUUGUAGUAAUAAUAUCUUUUAUCAACAGAAUAAUUGUUCAGAAGAUCAAUAUAAUAAAACUACUUUUAAUGGUAACAAUUAUGGCGGUAGUAGUAUCAAAAGCAGACGGAGUAAAUGCGAGAAAUAUAUCAGUCCGGACAAACACACUUGUAUUAGAUCAUAUUCAGCUAUGAGACAUCCAAACGAAUGUAAUAUACGUGUAUUUCGUUCACCUCUCGAUGUUCUCUCACCGUGUAAAGGAAAACUUCGAUUGGAUAUAGAAUAUCAAAAUCAUUCAAUUAAAUUACACGUAAUUGAAGCCAAAGGACUUCGUACUACUACCAGUCAGAACUGCAACUCUUUCGUGAAAAUAAGUGCAUCUCCAGACAAAGGCGUUACAUUUGAACAAACUACUGAAAUAGUCGAAAAUUCAGCAACACCAUGUUAUAAUAAAGAAUUUUUGUUAAAUUUAAACAAAAUAAAAUAUUGUAAAAGAAUUCAUCUUGCAAUCUAUGCUCAAUCAACUAAGGAGUUAGACUGUGAAUUUCUUGGUGGAAUGUCUUUUGGUAUUCCCAGUAUACAAAACAAGAAACACAUCUCAGGUUGGUAUUAUUUACUAGAUGAAAAAAUGUUUAAAAAGAAGCACCUCAAAACUGCUUUAGAUCCUAUCACCAACUUUGAAAAUGUUUUAUGUGCAACAAAUGAAUUAAUCGUAUCAGAUAUAAUGAAAACCGAAGCUGUCACUGAUGCUGUGACAACAAACACAUCAACAACAAAUCAACAAAUUCCUAUUAUUCUAACAUCAAUUAAUGAACAUGUCACACAACCAAGUACAAAUGAAAUUCAUCCUAAUAUAAAUCGUAAUUUCGCUAGUAAUAAUCACAAUAUAAAUAAUCAUUGUUCCAGGGAAUUUCGUCCAGUAUUGUCACCUACUAACUUUAUGAUUUAUUCACAAAAUCUGCCUAAUACAUUGUUACCAUAUCAAAUUAGUAACCCACCAGUUAAUUCACAUUUUCCACAAUUUUCAUCACCAGUUCCUAUACGAGCAAAUAUGUCAAUUCCAAAUACGAAUAAAGCUUUAAGUAAUAUGAGAAUAUUUCAAUUUCUUAUUCAAAAAGGUUCUAAGGGAUACGGAUUUACUUUAUGUGGUAAUUGUCCAGUUUACGUUAGCCAUGUGGAACCGGGUUCACCGGCAAUGCAGUGUGGAAUACAAGCUGGUGAUUUUAUAGUUGCAAUUGAUAACAUAAAUGUCUCACGAUCCACAAGUAAUAGUGUUGUUCGCAUGUUCAGAAUGUCUCAGCAUCCUGUUCAUAUUACUAUUUCACGUCCUGUCCUGAUAAAACCUAGUAUGUCAACUACCAGUAAUGCACACUCAACUAGUAGUAGAUCUCUUGGAAAUUUAAUUAAUAAAACAUGUUUUUCUGCACAUAAAAAGUUAUCAAAGGGAUCAACAAAAUUGAUUCAACCAACAAAUAUUUCAAAAGUGAGUCAUUCAGAGUUUUUUUCAUCUUUACCAUAUCAUCAACAUCCUUAUGAUAUAUCUUCACUACCAUCAUCUUCAUUCAUAACAGUUCCAUUAACUUCAUCUUCAUUUAUUGACUGUUUAAAACUUUCCAGUUAUCUUAAUUCAUCGAAUUUACAUCACAAUUCCAGUUCAACAAUUUGUUCAUCUAUAAAUCAUUGUAUAAUACCGAAAUUCUCUAUUCCUCAAUCUAUUUCUUUACAUAAAACAAUGGAUGAACAAUUGACUAGAAUACAUCAAGAUAAUUCUCAAAUAGCUUCUAUUCUAUCCCCUAAUCAAAAUAUUCCUCAUCAUAAUCAGGAACAACAACAACAACAACCAAUAAAUGCUGUAGACGAUAUCGCUUUAGUUAGAAUACCAUGUAACGAAAAUUAUACAAAAUCUAAUAAAACACUGGUUUGUUGUUCAACUUUUGAAUAA
Messenger RNA from Schistosoma mattheei, 2412 nucleotides. Lineage: Eukaryota; Metazoa; Platyhelminthes; Trematoda; Strigeidida; Schistosomatidae. The record is from the annotation of a GenBank genome assembly.